AUGAUAGAGAACCCUAACAAAUUGAGACUUGGUAGGCAUAACCAAACUGCAUCUGCUCGACAAGAGGGAGCUGAACAAACUACGAGGUGUCGAGGACACAGUCAAGUACCGCGGGAGGAAGUGGAUGGAACAUCAAGUUCUACUUUGAGGAGUCGCCUUUCAAGUGCAUCCUUGUCUAAGGAUUACGAGGAGGAGGAACCCGAGCGGGUUCAGGUUUCGGAACCCAAAAUGGUUAAUGUUCCGGAAUCCGAGGAUGAGGCUAACCCAGAACUCAACUACCGCACAAGGCAGCGCGGCUUCAUCGUCGGUCAUCGGAAACUUUAA
Vicia faba (fava bean) is the source of this 324-nucleotide messenger RNA. The record is from the annotation of a GenBank genome assembly. NCBI's taxonomy places the organism in Eukaryota, Viridiplantae, Streptophyta, Magnoliopsida, Fabales, Fabaceae.